CGCUUGUGGCAUUCGCUGCAAAUGUGUUUUUUUUUUGACAUAUGAUUCAUAUAUAACCUUAUCUCACUCCAUCACGUCGAAAAAACACGCCUUGCAUUUUCUAAUGCUCACUGGGUGCUAAUUUUCGAACGUACCCCCAAAAAGCAAAAUGGCCGAAAAGUCAAAAUGACAAGUGACAUUUACGUUCCCCUUCCAUCAAUUUAUUCAAAAUUCCUUUCCGAUUAUUCGAUUCCAUUUCAUUUCUUUCUUCUUUCUUGUCGACGCGACGACGCAACGUUGAGUCCUCCAUCUUGUAUUGUUUUUAGCAUUUUUCCAAACAGCAGACCCAUUCCGUAAAUAAAAUGGCGGAUGCAGAAGAUCUUCUCGAUUACGAAGACGAAGAACAAAAUGAGCAAACUCCGGCCGAAGCAGCGGCCGAACCUAAAAAGGCGGUAAAAGGUACCUACGUCUCCAUUCACAGUUCCGGAUUCAGAGAUUUCCUUUUGAAACCGGAAAUUUUACGUGCCAUCGUCGAUUGCGGUUUCGAACAUCCUUCAGAAGUUCAGCACGAAUGUAUUCCCCAAGCGGUCCUUGGCAUGGACAUCCUAUGCCAAGCAAAAUCCGGUAUGGGUAAAACCGCCGUUUUUGUCCUGGCCACUCUCCAGCAACUGGAACCCACAGAAAACCAGGUCUACGUACUGGUGAUGUGUCACACCAGAGAGCUGGCAUUCCAGAUCAGCAAAGAGUACGAACGGUUCAGCAAAUACAUGCCCACAAUCAAAGUGGGUGUGUUUUUCGGUGGCAUGCCCAUCCAAAAGGAUGAGGAUGUGCUGAAGAAUAGUUGUCCGCAUAUUGUUGUCGGGACACCUGGCAGGAUUUUGGCGCUUGUCAGGUCCAAGAAGUUGAACUUGAAGAAUUUGAAGCAUUUUGUUUUGGACGAGUGCGACAAAAUGCUGGAGUUGUUAGAUAUGAGAAGAGACGUGCAAGAAAUCUACAGAAACACACCACACGGCAAACAAGUGAUGAUGUUCAGCGCCACCCUAAGCAAAGACAUCCGCCCGGUCUGCAAGAAGUUUAUGCAAGAUCCCAUGGAAGUCUAUGUUGAUGACGAGGCCAAAUUGACUCUUCACGGUUUGCAGCAGCACUAUGUUAAAUUGAAGGAAAAUGAAAAAAAUAAAAAAUUGUUCGAGCUUUUGGAUAUUCUAGAAUUUAAUCAGGUUGUCAUUUUUGUCAAAUCAGUCCAAAGAUGUGUGGCUUUGGCCCAACUAUUGACCGAGCAAAAUUUCCCCGCCAUCGGAAUCCACAGGGGAAUGGACCAAAAAGAAAGAUUGUCCAGAUAUGAACAAUUCAAAGAUUUCCAAAAGAGAAUAUUGGUAGCAACAAAUCUUUUUGGCAGAGGCAUGGACAUUGAAAGAGUCAACAUUGUAUUCAACUAUGAUAUGCCUGAAGAUUCAGACACUUACCUGCACAGAGUUGCCAGAGCGGGACGUUUUGGUACCAAAGGCCUUGCGAUUACUUUUGUUUCAGAAGAAAGUGACGCAAAAAUUUUGAACGAAGUUCAAGACAGGUUUGAUGUCAAUAUUACGGAACUUCCGGAUGAAAUUGAUCUCAGUUCAUAUAUUGAAGGACGAUAAUUCUAAUAAUAAUAGUAUCACGUAAAUUUAAGGAUGUUUUGUUAAUAUUAGUGUUAGUUUGUGUAAACACUCUUGGAAUUGAAGUUUUCUUUCAAUAAAUAUAGGUUUAAGUUUUUAGACUAAUGAAGAAAAAAAAAAAGGUUGUUUUAAUAAUUUCCACUAUAAGUAUUGAUGUUUUAGUCAGGUGAUAUUUUUUUAUUCUUGUGUAUUAUGGAAAGUUUCCAUAGAGAAAUAAUAAAUGAGGAUUUUGAUUUUGUAA
Molecule: messenger RNA, 1872 nt
Organism: Ceutorhynchus assimilis (cabbage seed weevil)
Lineage: Eukaryota; Metazoa; Arthropoda; Insecta; Coleoptera; Curculionidae
Source: the annotation of a GenBank genome assembly